This is a messenger RNA of Schistosoma rodhaini, 767 nucleotides long. NCBI's taxonomy places the organism in Eukaryota, Metazoa, Platyhelminthes, Trematoda, Strigeidida, Schistosomatidae. The record is from the annotation of a GenBank genome assembly.
UGUUUCAAGAUGGUGACACCAAUUCAGUUGUCGUUUAGUAAAUAGAAUCUAUUUUAAAGUUAUACUCCCAGUUUUUGCUUGAUAUCAGUCUAUGUUUGUGUAGAUAAAGGAGCAUAUAAUUAAAAUGAUUUUCUAAAAAUAAUUUUAUAGAUGUUAAGUAAGCGGUUGAUUGAAAAUGUCCUGCGUUUUCAACAUCAGAAAUAUCUGCCUACAAGAGGAAUGCAGUGCUACUCUGGAGAAUCUGGUUCUUGUUCAUCUACUGGCGCUCUUCAUUGUAGACCUUUAACAACUCCUUUGGGAUUAGUCAAAAUUACUUGUGUUGUAAUAUCCUCAAUUUGUACUGGUGCAUGGAUAAGUAGAAAUGGAGCAGAAUUUCUGGAAGAAAAUGAAAUCUUUGUUCCUGAAGAUGAUUAAACAUCAAUGCGUUAUUUAAUCUAUUCUGUGAUUAGUAGUUUAUUCCACUAGAUUGUAUAAACUUUUCAUGUUAUUAUUUUCUUUAUCUUUCAAGCUUAUUUCUGUUGUUUAUUGUUAACGUUAAAAUACGCCGGUACAUGUUAGCCAUGUCAUAACACGUACCUUUGAACUGUUUAUUUAGUAUGUUAAAUGAUGAGAAAAUACAAUGUAAUUCAUUGACCAAGCACAUGUUAUUUUUUCGUCCCUUAGCUGCACUUUUUGAGUAAGGAUAUUGAUGCUAUUCGUUUCUUAAAAGUAAAUUAGACGUGGUAAGGAGUUGAAAUGGUUGAAGACGAAAUAGAAGAAGCUUUCGC